Molecule: messenger RNA, 3601 nt
Organism: Conger conger (European conger)
Lineage: Eukaryota; Metazoa; Chordata; Actinopteri; Anguilliformes; Congridae
Gene: mkxa
Product: mohawk homeobox a
Exons: 7
Coding region: 176-1216 (346 amino acids)
Biological process (GO): muscle organ development; regulation of transcription by RNA polymerase II; cell development
Cellular component (GO): nucleus
Molecular function (GO): RNA polymerase II cis-regulatory region sequence-specific DNA binding; DNA-binding transcription factor activity, RNA polymerase II-specific
Source: RefSeq, a predicted model, not a curated record
GAACAUGUGAGCAGGGAAUGGGAAACUGGGAACGGGAUUUUACACUAGAGAGAGACGCAGGAGGGGCGCUAAGCAGGAAAAUUACCAAGAAUCACUGUUGCAGCCGCAAUCAGUAUUAAAGCAAUUCCCGGAGACAUCUGCACAUAGAAGAUAUUCACGGAAUACAGAACCAAAGAUGAACACAAUUGUGUUUAACAAACUAAGUAAUCAAGUCAUUUUUGAAGAAAAGGCGAAAGAAGUUGAACGGAGCAGCCGAAAUUAUUUAGAAGUAAUUGAUGGGCAGCAUCCAGAUUUACUCUCAAACAACCAGACAAUCAAAGACAACUCUGCCAGCAGGCAUAGAAGGUCUGGGUCCCGACAAAGCGGAGGAAAGGUGCGACAUAAGCGGCAGGCACUUCAGGACAUGGCCCGGCCUCUGAAGCAAUGGCUAUAUAAACACAGGGACAAUCCUUACCCCACUAAAACGGAGAAAAUCCUGCUUGCCCUGGGCUCCCAGAUGACAUUGGUCCAGGUAUCUAACUGGUUUGCGAAUGCCAGGCGGCGACUGAAGAACACGGUGAGGCAGCCGGACCUCAGCUGGGCCCUGCGGAUCAAGCUUUAUAACAAAUAUGUGCAGGGGAACGCCGAGAGGCUGAGCGUGAGCAGCGACGACACAUGUUCAGAAGACGGAGAAAACCCUACGCACACCCAGACAGGCGUGGUGGAGUUCAGCAAGCCCAUGUACCAAAGCGUCAUCAAGAAGGAGGGCACGGUCAUGGGGACGGGUCUGCGGGCCGACGCCUCGCUCGGAGAGGAUUAUGUUUCUCCGCCCAAGUACAAGAGCAGCUUGCUACACCGGUACCUCAACGACUCGCUGCGCCACGUCAUGGCCUCCAACGCCGUCAUGGACUCACGCAAGAGGAACCACUCAGGGUCUUUCAGCUCCAACGAGUACGACGACGAGCUGCUCUCCCCCUCGUCCUCCGAGACCGAGGCCAACUUCGUUUACCGAGCCGAGACUGUGGACCAUGGAUCAAGUAAAUGUGACAGCGCGCCAAAGGAAAAGGCUCGGGGCAAAGAUGAAACGUACUGGAGAGAAAUCAACGCAGCCAUGGCCUUGACCAACCUCGCCCAGGGAAAGGACAGUGUAUCAGGGACAACCAGCUGCAUCAUCCAGAAGUCCUCCCAUAUAUCAGAAAUAAAGACUGUCAAAGUCCCCAUGGUGCAGAAGUAUUAGCCCGUUGGCCCACGCAACGUUCCUCUGAAGAUCCCAGUGAUUUAAUACCUUCAAAAAAACAUUGAUGGAAACUGAGCACUUGUUUUUUUUUAAAUACAGGAAAGUAUAGGGGAAAGAAAGUAUUGUAAAGAUUUUUUUGUAGUCUUAAGCAUUUAUUGUGUUUGUUUUCAUGCACAUGCAUUAAACAAGUGUUGAUAAUUGAGCUAUCAGCUGCAGUAUUCCGAACGAGACACUUUUAUAUUUUUUAAGUUAUUUGAUAAAUCUGACAUUUUGUAUUCCUAAAUUUGUAUUCUAAUGUUGCCAAAGUGCCUUUUGAAGCAAAAAUGAAAAAAAUGCUAAUAACGCUGUCCAUGAUACAUUUUGCUCUGAAAAUAAGAUUUCAUUGUUUUUAGGAAGACAUAAAACAUUUUUUUCAACUGCAUUAUUUAAGAGACUGCUAAGAUAAUUCUUCUAAAUUUCUUCCUUUUUCCCUCCAGCAGUGCAAAUGAGGGCCAGUUUGGGGUGGAGCUAACCUUAAAUAACACCUAACACUCUUUAGUCACCAUAUCACAAACACACACACACACACACACACACACACACACACACAGAGAAACACGCGCUCAAGCAGGGUGUCUAACGGCAUUGCACAUGUUUUGUCUGCUUUCUCAUUAUGACUGUAAAUGUAACAGUGUUGUGUCUCAGAGAAACAAUGACCUGUCAACAAUAACUGUGAACACACAGAUAUGCCAGCCUCAGUCAGUGGACCUCUUGGAGGGAGCGGUUCAAGAGGGAAUCCUGACAGGGUAGCUUUACUGUGCCCAUUGCCAGUGGUAACUGACUUCAUCGCUGCCUUUAACACCUUGUCCUUGGAUUCUGUGUUCCAAGUCAAGGGACCUGGGGGUUUUGAGCUUUUGAACUUUUGGCCUCAAAAGCUCAAACAAAUGUUUUUGCAAAUGCAUGUGUACAAGUUUCAAGUUUGUGGUGCUUUAUUUUCAUACUUUCUACAUUAAGAACAACUUUUUCAAUCAACUGAGGUCAUAACCGAAAAGGGAGGUUUUUUAUUUGUGUUAUCACUCCAUGUUUAUAUUAAUAAUUCUGCCUUUGCAUAUGGUUCUGUUCAAACCAAGAUACUUAAAAUCCUUUUUUUCAAGACCAGUUCGCCAGCCUUUUUGAUCCACUUUCUCGUGUCAGAUGUUUAAAAUUACAUUCAAAUCAUUGUUUACAAGAAGCUGGAGACGGGCCUAUGUGUUUUUUUUUUUUAAAUCACGUGUUUCAGUAUUAUUUCUCUGUCAGCAAGUAAGUGUUCCAAUGGUUUGUUUUUGUCAGUUUUUUGAAGAUACUCUAUUAUAUUGAAUGUUUUUUGCCAUAUCACAGUAACUAUUGUUCUCUGUCUUUUUUUACACAAUAUAAAGUAUGUGAAUAUGUUAUCCUCUUAGUUGCAAUAAAUCCCCAGUAUUGAACUGAGAGAAGAUUGAGUAUGACUGUAUGAGCAACAGAAGUUGGUUCUUCUUGCUGCUGAAAGUUAUGUGUAUCUUGGAGGUACUAUUAAUCUGUUAGAUUUUACAAUGCUUAGUCGUUGUGUGCAGUUGGGCCCAUUUUGACAAGCUACAUCCAAUGGUUAAGCAGUCAUAUGUGUUUUCACAUGGAAAAACUGCAUAGUUACUUUAAUAUGUUCUCCUUUUGUGAAUUUCCAAAACACUACAAUCUGCAUUUGCCAUCUUGUGCGCUCGCAUUCAGUUAGACACGUCAAGCCAGUUUUGAGAAGUUUGGGGUAGAGAAGCCCAAUGUGUUAGAUGUAUUCAUAUGCGUACCCCCGUAAAGUCUGCUACUACUAACAUGCCUGUGAAAGUAAAAGAAAAAGAAUAACUGUGGUUAGUCCGGGAGCUGUUGGCUCAUGCAGUGCUGUGCUCCACAUAUGUUUUAUAUACCCACGAUUCUCUGAGGAGGGCUGUAGGGCACAGCUGAGCACAGUGUAUGGUUCUGAUACUUUUGAUAAGUUUGUGGAAACCACCUUUCACCUCACACGGAAUCUGACUGUCACAGAGGUGUCGAAGAAUAGAGAGGCCAUUGUAAGCCAUGCCCGGCAGAACAUGCAUGUAACAGUAUACAGUCCGGUGCUGUACUCACGCACGAAUGCACUCAGACAAUAACUAGAACCGCAAAGCAUUUACAUACAGUUGGUGUUCAUACUUUAGAAAACGUAAAUUAUUAUGGACUGUGUAAAAAAAGAAAAAGCUAAAGCUGGUGAAAAUAGUCUGGUGUUUUUUGUUUUUUUUCAUUUGUUAAAUUAUGUCAUUUUUAUCAUUUUUUUUAGAGACUGGGUGUUUAUCCAACGACCAAAUACAUAAUAUCACCGUAUAAUGAUUUGCUUUUACUUAAAAGUGUUAAAAAAACUAUGGUUAU